Molecule: messenger RNA, 7563 nt
Organism: Neoarius graeffei (lesser salmon catfish)
Lineage: Eukaryota; Metazoa; Chordata; Actinopteri; Siluriformes; Ariidae
Product: FMR1-interacting protein NUFIP2-like
Exons: 4
Coding region: 337-1863 (508 amino acids)
Cellular component (GO): cytoplasmic stress granule; nucleoplasm
Molecular function (GO): RNA binding
Source: RefSeq, a predicted model, not a curated record
UUCAAUGGAGGAGGAGCAGCAGGACCGCAGAGAGCCGACACACGACCAGUACCGUCUCACCGCCGUAGCGCCAUGGACCGGGGGAAGUCACACGGCACUCCGAGAGACGUCUGAACGAUGCUGUUCAUCGCUACUGUGAGCUCAAGCUGCCGGAAACGCAGAAGGAGAAAACAGGUGAAAGUAAACUAAUUGGUUUCAACCUGACUGAGUAAAGACAACUCGUAGAGCGUUCCUGAUGACGGAGUUGGGAAUAUACUAAAAGUUUGUUGAAAGUGGAGACAGCCUAAUUUGUACAGGCCUCAGAAAAACAAUUCUAAUUGCGGUUGUGCUCACAGUAUGGACAGGAAUCAUCAGGCUUCUGUUUUAAAGCAUUACGAGGUUAAAAACAUGCAUGAGAAAGAACCAGUGUUAUCUCUGAAUGGAGAGGUGGUCCUCAGUUCUAGUUACAUUCUAAACGGUUAUUCCAGCAAGCCCACCGACAACGACGGUAGCGGCUCUGAGAGCGGAUACACGACACCGAAAAAGAGGAGAGCGAGACGCAGCAGCAUGAAGGGCCCAGAGAACACGAGUCGGGAAAAGGAGAAAGCAGCGAAGCCCUAUUCUAAACAGGAUACAGAAACUUCAAACCAGGAGGGGUCUGGGAAAGCGCUACACUCUCGACCUAACUGCACCAGGACUUACCUUAAACCAGAGGUGCACGCAGGGGCUCGUAGGACAGGUGUUCAGGACGCAAGCCUUGUGUCCGAGGUGCAGCAUAGAAACUCAGACAGCAAGACGUCUUUUGGUCUUGUUGGUAAAAAGACCGAUGAUCGGAUCGGUAAAACCAAACUGGUCUCCUCAGUGAGCUCUAAAGAGGACUCGUGGACUUUGUUCAAGCCUCCACCUGUGUUUCCUGUGGACAACAGCAGCGCUAAGAUAGUCCCGAAAAUCAGUUACGCAAGCAAAGUUAAGGAGAACCUCAACAAAGCGACGCAGGCCAGUGCAGAGACGUCACAAACGUCUGGAAAGCUCUCUCACGUUCCCAUGUCUGCUGUAAAAACUGUCACAUCUGCAAGCUUUCCGAACAUCCCUGCAUCUCUGGAUGAUAAUGGGUGUUACUCUGUGGAAACAUCUUUCAAUUCCAUUUCUGGUGAUAACGGUGUACCUUCUGGUUCCUCGAACCAGGUUGAAGAGGACGGAGAGUCCGCCCCAGAUAACGGUUGCACCUCGUCGUCUUGUCUGUCUGCUCCAGAGCCACGGAAAUCGAGUCUUUUUGUUUACCCGCACAAACCUUUAAAUAUGCAACCCCCUGCUGCUCAGACAAAUCAGAAAGCUCUCGGGGACAUCUUCCAGAACCAGUGGGGCCUGUCGUUCAUCAACGAGCCCAAUGCAGGCCCAGAAGGGGCGUCUGUUUCUCGUAAGGCUGUGCCAUUGGAAAUUUCAGACAUUACGUUUCAGGGUGGAAAUAUUCCGUUCCUCAUCCAGCCAUCCCUGAACGCCGUUUCUCUCCCAGCACCUCAGGAUGUGCAGAGAAGGACUAACGGGACCGAUGUGGCUGUGAAACCAUGUUCCGCUUCCCGCACUGCCACCAGUCAGGACUGUCCACAACCCCAACCUGCCCAUCUGGAAGAGUGUAAAACGGAGUGCAGGAGUUCAGGCGCUUCUUACGAGGAACUGGAAGCAGAGUUUAUGAUGAACUACGAGGAUUUGUCUCAGAUGCACACUGUAAACGAGCAGGAUGGAGCUCACGGGUGGGGAUGGGCUGAUCUGCAAGCUGCUGUCCUUUACCACACUAAAGAAUUUGAGUAUCUUCUCACUCUUCACAAGCAAGAUCCAAAAAAGGUGAUGUAUUAUGAAGAGAUCAUGGACGGACCUGAUCAUUGAGGUGUUGAGUAUCAGUAUUGCAUCUGCUCCACCUUCGGUGCUACACUCAGAUCUGAUCCUGGAUGUGAACCUUCUGGUCCGACCACAACCAACCAGACAGGAGUGUUGGAUGAUGAAUGGAGUUGUUGGUUUGUUCUGCACAUUAGACUGCUUUGAGCUGUACAGAGGCAGUGGACUAUGCACAAACACUAUCGCAAAACUGUUUAAGGUGGAAGGGAUUUUGUGUGGGGGAGUGAUGCAGCCACCACCCUGGAGCUUUCCAGAUACAAAUACAAUCUUCCCAGUCAUUCAGUUUCAUCCUGCAUUGAAAUUAGUCAUGCUUGUUAGUCCCCCCCCCAUUUAUGCAAUGCUCAUAAACAGUCCAGAAGGGCAAAUUUGAAUCUUUCUGACCUUCCUGCUCAGGAGGAAGAACAGAAAUUGAUUAUUCUUAACUUUAUCUGCUUGAAAAAAAAAAGCCCUAAACUUUUUCUUUUCCUUCUCUCCCCCUCCUCUUUCUUUUCUGUGUGAAGUCAUGAUCCAGCAUUGCAACAAGCUUGAAAUCACUUCUUGCUCAGCAGGCUUGUUGUAGCAUGAGAGAGAGAGAGAGAGGGGAAAAAACCCCAAACUUUUAUUUUAGAUUUCUGCAGAAAGUCAUUUAGAGCUCAGUAUUAUUAAUAUUUCCCAACUAGUCAUCGUAGAAAAGUGUGUAUCGUUCCUAAAAGUUGGGCUUCUCAGCGAUGCGUUACUUGAAAUACACGGCUGAGAAAAUGGAAAAGGAAUGGAGGGGAAAAUAAAAUCCUCUAAUGAAAGAGUUUAGAUGAGGAAACCUUGGUGGCAUCCCACACUGACCAAGUUGAACUUUUUUUUUUUUUAAUAAUACAGCAAAUAAAUACAAACGACUUUGUUGUGCACGCUGCUGAGAAGCAGCUGUGACCGGACAGAGCUGUACUCGGUCUUUUCCGUUCUUUCUGGUGUAAGACUGUAAUAUUUCUUUGCACAUUUCUGUUGUGAGAGCUAAUGUAAAAGCUGCAACCGUAAUCAGCUGAUUGUACUCAAGCCUCACCAUCUACUGUGACAUUUCAUGAGCAAGGCCUUUCUUCAGAACUCAAUGGUACACUGUGCCGAGGUAUAUCGCGGUCACUUUUUUUUUUUUUUAAUCAUCUUGGACACACAGACCAAAGAUCGGGCCGGAGUUUGAGUUUAGAUGACCAUCUCUUAGGCUUGGUUUAAAUAAGCAAUCUUUCUUUUUCUUUUUCUAACCAAGCAAAGGUGUUUGGCUCAUCAUAUGAGUAAUAGCACUUUAUACACACGUACUGGUUUAAAGUUGACUACACCUAUCUGAAACAUGAGUUACUAACUCCUGCUUCGAAUGGCUUUGAGCUGUUGUGCUUUCAAGAAUAAUUAACUCUUUUUACUCAGGUAGAAUUGGGGGAAGCCAUUGCAAAGCGGAGCGUUUUUGUUUUUUCUUUUCACACGGUGCGUUUGAUGGAGAAUGAUCCCAGCUAGCGUUGGCACGUGUUCCUCUUCUGUGUACUCGCUAUUCGUCAAAACUCCUGCUUCUCAAUUCCUUCGUAUGUUGGAUUGAUGUGAUCACAAUAUGGCCUGUGUUUUUGUUUUUCUUUUAAAGGUGCAGUUUGUAAUUUUUAAACCGUUUAAGGGUGCUGUCACACGCUUAUCAAAGUGUAAUCAAUACUUUUUUUUAAAAUUGUUUUAUGCUUGGUUUUUCACAAUGCAUGUAAUUCAGUGAUUCAAAAAAAAAAACUUGGAUGAGGGGGCGUGUAGGACAGAAAACGUGGCCGCCUCGUUCGUUCAUUCGUCAGGAAAAAAAAAUUGAUGUCGAAGUCAUGAAAUUGACCUGAGCUUGGAGACUUUGUAAUGCGCGCUAAAUAAAUGACUAGAUAAAUAUAUAAUUAGAUUAAAAUGUUUUGUUAUAUCCACUAUUUGUCUCAUAUUAUUGAUCGUUGGUCCAAAUCUCCAGAGGGCAUCACAUUUCUGCAGCACUGCAGCUGGUUCUGGUUCAGUUUACAAAAAAAACCCAUCCUGAAAGGAUUCCUGAGUCGGUUCACUUUCUCAUUGUAAUCGAAUCACACUUUGAAGCUCUUGCACGAACAAGCUGCUUGUUUUGGUCUACACUUGAAUAUGAUUGUGGUGUCAUGAUUCACACCUGCUGGAAGAACGGCCCAGAGGAGGAGAACACACCGGGGUUCCGCUGAAACGUGUUAAACGCUAUACGAGUGAAAGAAACCUAACUAACCUCUGAUGAUUUUCAUUUUCACUUUAGAAUUAUACAAUGUUUGCAUUACAUUUGGAAUGGAUUGAGCUUGUUUUAAUUUUUAAGCAUCUGUUUACAGUUUUCUUGCCUGGAAAUUAGCUCCGCCCAUACCCCCACACACUGUUUUUCCAAGGACAGCUGCUCAGCACUGACGUUUCCAGCAGAGUGGGUGUGGUCAGUUAUUAUGAAGAAGAGGGUGGGAUUAAAAGACUUUCACUGUAGUGGAUAAAAAUGACAAACUGCUCCUUUAAAAGAUGACACAUUACUGCUUUAACCCAAGUCAGCUGUGGACAGUCGGAUUCUCUUGUGCACCCAGUUAUAUGCAAUCGCAGGAGUUGUGUGCAGUUUAUCAUUUUCUUUGGAUUUGAGGAUUCCCCCCCGCACAAGGGCUGAAAACAUGCCGAGAGAUGCAGGAGGGAGGUUCAAGACGCUCAUUACGCUGGAACUGGUUUUGUCAGUGAGCAAAACAGCAGAUUGAGUGUUUGCAUGCUUCGCUAUUGAGAUGCGGUAUUUAAUCUCAAUUUUUUUUGGAAUAAAAUGUAGCUCGUUUUUAACUUGACAUAUUACUUCAUCGUGAGCAUUUCUGUUAGGUAGUGUUUUUUUUUUUUUCCAUUGUGUCACCUCAUUAAUAUUGUGCAAGUUAUUUACGUCUGUCACAUGAUCAGGAAACGCAGCGACUCUCGUCCCAAGUCGCGCAAGUUGAUUUUGUUCCAAUAAGCGCGUCACUAUUUUCAGUUAAACUUCUUAAUCAUGCCACAUUUAUGCACCUGUUUUUUUGUCUUUUUUUGACAUUAACAAAAAACAAACUCAUUUAAUUGUACUAUAAAUUAAAUUUUUAUUCACACUGAUGGUCCUGUUCAGAAUGGAUUUAAAAAAAUUAAACUAAUAAAGAAAUAAUAGUUUUUAAAUUCCAUGACAUAUUUUCAAAGCACUUAUUUUAUUUUAAGGUUCUAUUUUAUACAAAAGUAUAGGAGUGACACUAUAGAUGUAUAUGAUAUACAUGGGUAAGUUUGGUAUUUGAAAGGCUUUGUCUAGGCAUGUGCCGAUUUUUAUCUUUUAUACAACAUCCAUGAAGAGAUACAGAAAUGCGAUGUUACAGUUCAAAAGUUUGUGCACCCUGAGGCUGAAGGUUUCCUGUGAAUUGAAUAAUUUAUUGAAAGUGUAGUAUGAUGUGUUUUAUAUAUAUAUAUAAAAAAAGUAAUUUAUAUAGGUUAACAUCGGCACAUGUCUAGUUGUAUCGUAGCUUUAGGGAUGUAUGAGGCGGAGGAUUAGCAUGGACAUGAAAGCUGGUUUUGUGUGUGCGCCGAGUUGAAGCGGUGUGUGUGUUGCCCUGAAGAUGAUGUGCAAUGGCAUUUCGACUCCAGAGCUUAAGAUAUGCAAGUUUCCCUUGUUGCUCUCGCCUCCUGUUGGUGCCUGAACAAACCAUUUUAUUAUUUAGACGAUUUUAAUAUCUCCUUUUGUUUUUAGUGUUAUAUUCGAUUUCUUGUUUCAGAAACAAUCAGUGCCAUGAUUUCCUGUCUUUCCAACAGUUUCUUUUAUUUUACUUUGUAAUGUAUGGGGAUUGAUAGAUAUAAAAUACAUUUUUUUUUUUUAGCUGCGCUUUUAGAGGUCACUGUCCGAGUUUGACGUUUGAUCUUUUGAGGCCUGUGUUUAACAGUCUAAACGCUAAAUCACUAAAUCCAUUUUCGAGCCUUUGACACAGAUCUUUUCACUGGCUGAAUCGGUUUCCUUUAUCCCUUUCAACUAUAUGCUAAAUAAGCUCUUUUAUUUAUUUCCCAUGCACACACUAGACUAACUUUCAACACUGUGUUUGGGAGAAUGCACAUUUUAGGAAAUGUGUUUUGUUUGUUUUUUUCCUUCCCCUCUUUAAAUGUAGCUGAAUUUGUUUAAAAGAUUAUUUUAGUCAUGUUGAAUGGAGUAGGCUGCUGUCAGCCCAGCUUGCUGUGUAAUGGCUGGAGGACUCGUUGUCUUAUCUUUUUUUUUUUUCCUUUUCUUUUUUGGUGAGCUGUCAUCAGCAGGCAAAAAAAAAGGGAGAAACGGAUUUAGUUGUGGCUCAGGGGUGGAUAAAUGAUGUUUUUAUUAGCUAAUCCACCAGGCAAGCGAAAACGCCAGUAUCCUGCCUCGUCGUGUUUGGGUUGCCUGGAAAUGUCACUGACCAGAGGAAAAAGUAAUAGCUCAAGAAAUCUAAUCUAACUAACUGUAGCGAUUGUAUUAAAUUAAAUUUUUUUUUUUGGUAGUUUAGCAUUGCUAAAGUCAAUAAGGAGGGUUUUCUUUUUUUUCUUCCUUUGUUUAUUGAAUGUGCUUCAUCUGCUGGACAAGUACGAAUAAAAAUAAAUAAAAACAAAAAAUACAAUAUGCUAUCUGCUUGUGCCAGGAUUACGAGAUUUGUCCACCCCUGUGGCUGUUAGGCUUAUGAUAAACCACUGAUCUGUUCUGUGCUUGGAUUGGAUUCUGCCUCUUGGAUAAACAUGUGAAAUGCCUCAAUGGGAAAUCUUUACAGGAGACCUGGCAUAAUAAGACACAGUACUGUUCAAAUAUUUGAGGCUUUUUUUUUUUUUGGUGACAUGAAAAAGUGAAAAUCAUGUAAGGAUGCACCGAUCCCUUUAUUUGAUUUAUUUUAUGUACUGAAAUUAGAUACUUGCAUUAGGCUGAUGGGUUAUGCCGAUGAAGCAACAAUUCUGAGUUACUUGACAAACCGGCGACUCUGACGUCUCUCGGCUCACGUGUCAUUUAGGACAUGUGAUUAUGGCGUAAAAGGAUUUUGAGUUGUGAAAUGUCGAAUCUGAUGCACAUCCUGCCUGUCGUGUUCAACUGAAUUACAAACCUUCCCACUACGUCCCUGGAAACUUUGGGGAAAAUGUCAGCAUGGUGUAUGACUGACGGACUUCUUCCUUGUUGCAUUGGAUCGGUGCAUCCUGAAAGCUCCACGUAAAAGGAAUAUACAAUCCAGUUCCCAAAGUGCUGCUUUAUUGGAUUACAUGUGAAAUCAAAGUUUUGGUUUCUGUUCCUUGUUUUAUGAACGAACUUUAUCAUGUUUUUGCAUCCUUGAGCCCCAUCCACGGAGGUGUCCAUGGCUGUAAGGGAAGUGUGUACCGUAUGUGACCGAGAGGGAGAGGAUACUCACUGUGCCAGUGUCAUAUCGGGUAAAUAUCACCAGUGCCACGUCACGACAACUGCCAAGUUUGACUCAUCACGUCCUCUCCAUGUUAUCUUGUUUCAUCUUUUUGUGUGUGUGUGUGUACUGACGCUGUUGGAAUUCUUGAGGCAGGUUUUUGUUUUCCGAUUAAAGCAAAAUCGUGUCUCCAGUAAUUGGAAUUGUGAAAGUGUCUGGAUGUGAUUUAUUUCACACGAGCGUGAGAGUGUCCUGUUCAGCUUCCUUGACCAUGUAAAUUGUUCAAACGUGUUUUCACAACUUUUCUGUCCCUAUUAAAAUGCUGAAUUGAUUUCAA